CGCAUUGUUCGUCUGCCUACAAAGCUUUCCUCUUACCUUGUCUUUCAAUCAACUCCUCUCCCUCUCCCUCUCCCUCUCCCUCCAUCCACACACACACAAACACACACACACACAGCUGCAUCAAACAACACUACCACAAAUCAACAAUAGCAUAACACGAAAAUAUGUUGACAACUCAAGAACUCCCAGAUUGUUUCUAUCUAAACCACCCCAUCUUAAUCUGCCCAAAAGGCCCAACCCCAAAGCAUUCUCUCUAUCUCUCCAACCUGGAUGAUCAAAAGUUCCUCAGAUUCACCAUUAAAUAUCUCUAUCUUUUCAAAAAGUCUAUAAGCUCUGAUGCCUUAAAAUGCUCACUUUCCAAAGUUCUUGUUGAUUACUACCCAUUAGCUGGGAGGUUGAGAACAAGCCCGGAAAAUGAUCAGAAGCUUGAGGUUGAUUGUAAUGGAGAAGGUGCUGUGUUCGCUGAAGCUUUCAUGGAUUUUACUGCCGAUGAGUUUCUUGAGCUUUCCAGAAAGCCAAACAGGUCUUGGAGGAAGCUCUUGUAUAGGCCAAUUGAAGCUCACAGCUUCUUGGAUAUUCCUCCUCUUGUAGUUCAGAUCACGAAUCUCCGUUGUGGAGGAAUGAUCCUCUGCACUGCAAUCAAUCACUGUCUAUGCGACGGCAUUGGCACAUCGCAAUUUCUUCACGCUUGGGCCCACCUCACCACCAAACCCACUGCCGAUUUACAAGUCACUCCCUUCCACGAUCGCCACGUGUUGAAACUGCCAAAUCCCCCACAAAUAAUCUUCCCCCAUCCCGAAUUUUACAAAACUACCCCUACAGAUGGUCUAAGAUUGGACCUCAAUGAAUUUUUACAAUCUCAGACCCUCGUACCAGCAUCCUUAACCUUCACCCACUCUAAUAUCCUUCACCUCAAGAGGCAGUGCGUACCCUCGCUAAAAUGCACCACCUUUGACGUUCUAGCAUCUCACACGUGGCGCUCCUGGGUUAAAUCCCUAGACUUGUCCCCCUCUCUCAAUGUGAAGCUCCUCUUCUCUGUUAACGUUAGGCAAAGACUCGAGCCACAAAUACCACAAGGGUAUUAUGGGAAUGGGUUCGUGCUAGGAUGCGCGGAGGCCACGGUUAAUGAAGUGGUCACUGCUAAUUUGCACAAGGGGGUCAAGUUGGUGCAACAUGCUAAAUCAUCACUAAGUGAUGAUUAUGUAAAGUCCAUUGUAGAUUUGUUGGAGGAUAAAACAGUAAAACCAGACCUUUCAGCGAGUUUAGUUAUAUCACAGUGGUCUAAAUUAGGGUUAGAGGAUUUGGACUUUGGUGAAGGGAAGCCUCUGCAUAUGGGUCCUCUAACCAGUGACAUUUACUGCUUAUUUUUGCCGGUCAUAGGCGAUAUUGACGCUGUUAGAGUGCUCGUGUCGGUGCCGGAGAGCAUGGUCAAUAAAUUUGAGUAUUACAUGAAAGAUUUUACUAUUAAUGAAGAGAAGGGGGAAAUAAAUGGGCAUUGUGGAGAAGAAAAUGGUUUGAAAUGAAUGAAUAUAUAUAAAUGUGUGUGUGUGUGUGUUUUUUUUUUCAUAUAUAUUUUCUUACCUUUCGAGGCAAUAAGAUUGCAAGUAGAUAGCAACUCAUGUAAUAGUUCAUUAAAUACAUAAUUCAUGUAGAAAGGUUAAUUUACUUGGUGUAAUAAUUAGAUGAAGUGAAGACCUAUCAGUCUUUGUUGCCCCUUUUA
Cornus florida is the source of this 1720-nucleotide messenger RNA. RefSeq names its product alcohol acyltransferase 9. NCBI's taxonomy places the organism in Eukaryota, Viridiplantae, Streptophyta, Magnoliopsida, Cornales, Cornaceae. The record is from RefSeq and is a predicted model, not a curated record. The coding region runs from base 165 to 1523 and encodes 452 amino acids. Gene Ontology annotation, molecular function: acyltransferase activity, transferring groups other than amino-acyl groups. The transcript has 2 exons.